Molecule: messenger RNA, 666 nt
Organism: Cyclocybe aegerita
Lineage: Eukaryota; Fungi; Basidiomycota; Agaricomycetes; Agaricales; Hemipholiotaceae
Source: the annotation of a GenBank genome assembly
AUGGCGCGCUCUCGUCCGAUGCCCCGAUUAUUUGUUGUGAGGCAUGGGGAAACUGAGUGGUCCUUAAACGGGCGACACACUGGCCUGACGGAUAUACCGUUGACCGAGAGAGGAGAAGCCCAAGUCAGAGAAAUAGCCCAACAUGUCGUUGGCGAAGGCCUUGCCAUCCAACCCAACAACCUCUGUACCGUACAGGUUUCUCCUCGCCUUCGUGCACACAGAACCUUCCAUCUAUUGUUCGAGCAUGCUGAAAAAUUGCCGGACCACGUUUUGACGGAAGAAGUCCGGGAGUGGAAUUACGGAGACUACGAGGGCCUAACGAAGCAAGACAUCAAGCAAUUAAAUCCGAAUUGGAAUAUCUGGUUUGACGGUUGUCCAGGUGGAGAAUCGGUCGAACAAAUGCAAGCUCGAGUUGAUGAUGUCAUCAGAAAGGUCCGUGAAUACCAUAGGCAAUAUAAGGAGGAAGGCAUUCACACUCGCGAUGUCCUGAUUGUGGCGCAUGGCCAUUUUAACCGUGUGCUCAUCUCUCGAUGGAUAAACUUCCCUCUCUGCCUUGGAACUCAUUUUAACGUUGAACCCGGAUCUGUGGCUGUCUUGAGCUACAAUCACAACUCGUUGGAUGAACCGGCACUGAACGCGCUGAACUUGUUCGCAACCAUUGCAUGA